Molecule: messenger RNA, 566 nt
Organism: Sphaeramia orbicularis (orbiculate cardinalfish)
Lineage: Eukaryota; Metazoa; Chordata; Actinopteri; Kurtiformes; Apogonidae
Product: tumor protein 63-like
Exons: 4
Coding region: 15-566 (183 amino acids)
Source: RefSeq, a predicted model, not a curated record
GUUGGUAUGACACCAUGAAUUCACCUUACACAGCUGUGCAGUAUUAUCCAGAGUUUCCCUUUCAUCGACUCAGGGAUUCUUCAUCACGUUUGUCCUGGAGAGAGAGCUCAUUCCUCACCAGUAUGUCCCAGAAUCAGUCAGCACAGACUGCUGACCUCUUCGGCCAGGAUGUAUUUAAUCAACUUUUUGACAUGCUGGACCAAUCAGCCAUCCACACUGUCCAGCCGAUUGAGCUGAACUUCACAGACAGUCCAACAGAUGGAUCUGCAGGAAAUACCAUUCAGAUCAGUAUGGACUGCAUAACCAUGCAUGAGCCAGAUGAGCCGCUUUCUGAGCUGAGUAAUGUUAGCCUGCGCAUCCCCCAAGGGGGCCUGUGCUCUCUUGAACUGGUGAUUAAUGGCCCCACCCCCACCGCCCACUUUCCUCUGCACCGAAGAGGGCGUGGUGUGGUGAUUGGCAUGCCAGCAACUCAGGCAACAUCCAUGUGGGGUUUGCUGCUCAGUGCCAUGGCAGCUUGCCAAUCACCAAGCCCCAAUUAUUAUUACCAAGUCAAGACCCUGUUUUGA